UAAAUAUAUAUGAAAUCAUAAAAAUCAUAUCAAGUCUCACUUCCCUAACUUAUAACUUUCUGAACACAUUUCGAGCCUAGAUAGAAUCUGUAAGGAUAGAAUUAGAGUUGAUAAUCGUAACUUUAUGAACGGUAAAAAGAAGUUGCUGGAAGACAUAGAUCUUCUACCUGAGAAUUGCGUGCAAUUUAAAGAGCAUAUUUUAUAUCGAAUAAAAUUAUAAAUAAAUUUUUCGGUAUGUCUGACUGGGAUACUGCGCCUAUUACUUUGCGAAAACGUGCACCUAAAGCUUCUACAUUAAAAUCCGAACAGGCAGUAAAUGCAGCUCGACGUCAGGGUUUUGCUAUUGAAACACAGGCAAAAUGGGGUGGUGGUGCAAAUAAACAACACGUUACCACAAAGAAUACGGCUAAAUUAGAUCGUGAAACUGAGGAACUAAAACACGAUAAAAUUCCUCUUGAUUUGGGAAAGCUUAUACAGCAAGGUCGACAAAGUAAAGGAUUAUCGCAGAAAGAUCUUGCUACGAAAGUGAAUGAAAAGGCACAAGUAAUAAAUGAUUACGAAGCAGGCCGUGGAAUCCCCAAUCAAAUGGUUAUUGGUAAAAUUGAGCGAGUACUUGGCAUAAAAUUGAGGGGAAAGGAUCGUGGGAAACCAUUAAUAGCCCCCGGGACGAAGAAGUGAAUCUCGGGGGAGUUGGAAUCUUUACUUUCUAUCCUUAUAUAUUGCUCCAGCAAAAACUGUAAGAAAGAUGGUAGAAACAAAGUAAUUGAAUUACCUACCUUUCUUUCCUUUGGUUAUUUUGAUAUUACGUGCUACAGUUUCUUUUUCUGUAAAAUAAAACAAGUGAUACUUAUGAAUACAUAUUAGAAUAUCAUAAUUAUAAAUUCAAUAAAGUUUAUUCAAUUACCUUUA
This is a messenger RNA of Vespa velutina, 909 nucleotides long. It is a transcript of the gene mbf1, whose product is annotated as endothelial differentiation-related factor 1 homolog. Gene Ontology annotation, molecular function: DNA binding. The record is from RefSeq and is a predicted model, not a curated record. Bases 235 to 678 code for a protein of 147 amino acids. The transcript is spliced from 4 exons. NCBI's taxonomy places the organism in Eukaryota, Metazoa, Arthropoda, Insecta, Hymenoptera, Vespidae. Gene Ontology annotation, cellular component: nucleus.